UUUGUUCUCCCGCAUCUGGAGGAGGGAAGAACUCUUUGUCUCUUAGAUCUUCAGAGCUAUCGAUUUAGAGGUUUUUAUCUUAUUUGAUCUUUCAAGUGAUUUUCCUGGGAAUUUGACAUCUGGCCUAUUUUUCUUGAAAUGGCUGGCCAGAAGAGUAACUAUGGGAAACGGUCCCAUUCACAAGCUGACUAUGGAGAAAAUAAUGGGAGUAAGAGACGAAACCCUGGUGAUGAUAGAGGUCAGUAUGCUCCUGGACCAGAAGAUACUGUAUACCGUUAUCUUUGUCCUGGAAGAAAGAUUGGAAGUAUCAUUGGCAGGGGAGGUGAGAUUGUGAAGCAAUUAAGGGCAGAAAGUCGAUCUAAGAUUAAGAUUGGGGAGAGCAUGCCAGGGUGUGAAGAGCGUGUCAUCACUAUAUUUAGUUCAAACGGUGAAACCAAUGCUGUUGAACCGUUACUUUGCCCAGCACAAGAUGCUCUUUUUAAGGUGCAUGACAGGCUUGUUGCUGAUGAGGUACCGGGUGAAGAAGAUGAUGAAGGGGCUCAGCAAAUUUCUGUUCGGAUGCUUGUGCCAUCAGAUCAAAUUGGGUGUGUUAUUGGUAAGGGUGGGCAGAUAAUCCAAAGUAUACGCAGUGAAACUGGUGGUCAGAUUCGCAUAUUAAAGAAUGAAUAUCUGCCUCCCUGUGCUCUUAGUACUGAUGAACUUCUCCAGAUAACUGGGGAAGCCACUGUUGUGAUGAAGGCUCUCCAUUUAUUGUCGUCUCGCCUUCAUGAUAAUCCUUCUCCAUCUCAGCAUCUGCUUGCAUCUUCCACAUCCAACAUGUAUCAAUCAGGUGGCACGUUCAUGGGUUCAAAUAGUGGUGCACCUAUUGUUGGUUUAGCUCCAUUGAUGGGUCCUUAUGGUGGAUAUAGGGGUGACACGGGAAGUGAGUGGCCCCAUGCUUUUUAUCCUGCUCCAAGAGAUGAAGCCUCAGCCAAGGAAUUCUCUCUGCGUAUGCUCUGCCCAACUGGAAAUAUUGGAGGAGUUAUUGGAAAGGGUGGUUCCAUUAUUAAGCAAAUCAGGCAGGAAUCUAGGGCAUUUAUUAAAGUUGAUAGUUCAGCUGCUGAGGAAGACGAUUGCAUUAUUACAAUCUCAGCAAAAGAGUUUUUUGAAGAUCCCAUCUCUCCAACUAUUGAUGCUGCAGUGCGCUUGCAACCAAGAUGUGGUGAAAAAUCUGAUAAGGAUUCAGAUUCCUUGAUCAUGACCCGUCUGCUUGUGCCUGUCUCACGUAUUGGUUGCCUUAUUGGUAAAGGUGGAUCUAUCAUAUCUGAGAUGAGGAGACUCACAAAAGCAAACAUUCGCAUACUUUCGAAGGAAAACCUUCCAAAAGUGGCAUCUGAAGAUGAUGAGAUGGUGCAGAUCACUGGAGACCAUGAUGUUGCAAGGAAUGCUUUAAUUCAAGUGACCACACGGUUGAAGGCCAAUUUUUUUGAGAGGGAGGGUGCAUUAUCUGCAUUUCCACCAGCUCUUUCCUACCUUCCAAUGUCUGCAGAUAUUACAGAUGGUUCAAAAUAUGGCAGUAGGGACAGUAAAUCACAUGGACGUGGACACUCCUACUCAACGGGUUAUGGUGAUGUUAGUGAUGCAUAUGGAAGUUAUAGUGGAUCACAGAGUGGUGCUGGGGCUUAUGGAGCAUACGGUGGUUACUCUUCAGUCCGUUCUGGUAGUGCGGGGUUAUCUGGUACGAACCCCGUUUCCCAUGGGAAACAUCAUGGUUAUUAGGUGUCCUCGAUGAUUAGGACCUGCAGCUUGAGAUCUAUGAAGCCUGAAGCCAGCCUACUGCCUCUUUGAUGAAGCCUCCAGCCUAGACCAGAAGACCAGAUGAACAGGAUUUGAGAAACCAAUGGCCCACCUAUGAAGCUUUGUUUAGGAGGACCAACUUUAUCCGGAGAAUGUUAAUUACUACUGUUCAAUCCUUUUGCUGCCUUGACACCACAUUUUACUGAUCUAAAAUACUGUGCUCUUCCCAAGUGCCUAUGUAACCAGCAAGCCUUACAGGUUGCAGCAACUAUUUUGACGACUCUGUAAAACUUUACUUGGUGUGGUCCAUGAGUAUCUCCUUCUUGGUGGUUCUGUUCGGUUAUUGGUUUUAAUUUCAAAUUAGAUCUCAGCUGUAUGAGUUAGUUUUUUCUUCCUGUCAAGUAUUGGGAUAUAGGUUGGAUGGGAUGGGUAUAUUUGUCUAUUAGAGCCUAGAAAACUGUAGGUAGUAGGUCAGACUGGUUUAUGGUGGAACCAUCAUUUUAUUUUAUUUGAUGCAGGCAGUAAUGUUAGUGAUUAAUUUUUAUGCAUUCCACUCAGCAAAUAUUUCUUUUUAAUUUUUCCCAUAUAUAUUUAAUUCCUUUUAUUCAGUAGAUGUGGUUUCUGUUCUGUA
Telopea speciosissima is the source of this 2407-nucleotide messenger RNA. RefSeq names its product KH domain-containing protein HEN4-like. Lineage: Eukaryota; Viridiplantae; Streptophyta; Magnoliopsida; Proteales; Proteaceae. The transcript is spliced from 8 exons. The record is from RefSeq and is a predicted model, not a curated record. The coding region runs from base 139 to 1758 and encodes 539 amino acids. Gene Ontology annotation, biological process: regulation of gene expression. Gene Ontology annotation, cellular component: nucleus; cytoplasm. Gene Ontology annotation, molecular function: mRNA binding.